This is a messenger RNA of Scheffersomyces coipomensis, 1044 nucleotides long. RefSeq lists its product as uncharacterized. The transcript is spliced from 2 exons. The record is from RefSeq and is a predicted model, not a curated record. The coding region runs from base 1 to 1044 and encodes 347 amino acids. NCBI's taxonomy places the organism in Eukaryota, Fungi, Ascomycota, Pichiomycetes, Serinales, Debaryomycetaceae.
AUGGAAUCCUUAAUGAUGCCAUUAAUUCAAACAAAUACCAUUGUCAUUGAUCCUGGGUUAAAACCAAGAUUUGAGAGGAAGAAAUUAAGAGAUUCAAUCAAGUUUUAUGAUGUAUUUACUGAAGAUGAUGUGAUUAUCAAUGAUCAUGAAGUUUAUAUCCCUCGAAUCAUUCAAAAUAUAAAUUAUAUUGAGAUUGAUAGUUUUUCUAUAUUCAGUAGUAUCACUAAUCCUAAACGGAAGAGAGGUAGACCACCUAAGAAAACCAGAAAUGUUAUUAGUAAUCCGAUUGUGAAAGUUAAAGAAAGUAAAAAGGUUAUUGUUCAUAAAGAGGAUGAACCAAUUCGAUCUGUUUCUGAAUUAAGAAGAAGUACAAGGAUUAGGAAGAAACCUACCCGAUUAUUAAUUGAUGGUAUUAGUGAUGAUAGUAGUGAUUUAGAAGAAUGUGAAGAGAUAUUACUGGAAUUUGAAAUGAAACUGGAUGAAAGUGAUGAAGGGGGGAUUGAAAAAGAAGAAGAGAUUUUAGUGGUGGUUGAUACGGCUGAAGAAAAGGCUUUAAAUAAGAAUAAUCAAAGUUGUCAAUUUAUUGAAGAUUUAAAUGUGGCUUUCAAUGCUAAUGAAAUGAUUUCAUCAACUCCACAACGUACUAAUCCUAUAAUUGAAAUCAUUGAAUCGAGUGAUGAUGAUGAUGAUGAUGAUGAUGAUGAUGAUGAUGAUGAUGAUGAUGAAAUAUCUAGUGAGGAUGAUAAACAAAAUGAAUCAUAUUUCAAACAAGUUAGAAGCCAUAAUCGUACAUAUUAUUACGAAGUAGAAGAGCAAGAUGAUGAACAAGAAGAUGAAGAAGUACAAGUUGUUGGAAGAAAAGGUAUUAUACUUAAUAUGAAUUAUAAUAAAACGAAUCAACCUAAAUAUAAGGAUCAUUUCACCAAUAUUUUAAUUGAUAAUGAAUUAAAGAGGGAAUGCAAUAUAUGCAGUAUAUGUUAUAAUUCAUUACGAUUAUUUAAUAAACAUUAUGAAUUGGUGCAUAAUGAGAAUGAAGAGUCAUAA